UAUUUGAAAGCGCAGUGCGUUAUAUUACACCCCGCGUCGAAGAUGAAACUUCUGGUUUUAUUGGCGAUUCUAGGCUGUGCGCUUGCCGCACCCAAACCAAACUUCGGCCUCCGUGAAGCAGAAGCAUGCGACGAGACCGUAUGCAAACCGCCCAAUUGCAAGUGCUUCAACAGCUCCAUUCCGGGAGGAUUUGAACCAUCUGAAGUCCCACAAUUUGUGUAUUUGACUUUCGAUGAUGCCGUCAGCACUAUCAACAUCGAUUAUUACCGACAAGCCUUCAACGGUCGCAAGAAUCCCGAUGGAUGCCCCGUCCAGGCCACGUAUUACAUCUCGCACGAAUACACUGACUACAGUCUUGUAAAUGAGCUGUACAGAGAGGGUCAUGAAAUCGCACUCCAUUCCAUCACACAUACUUCCUCCACGGAUUACUGGAAGACACAGACCAAAGAGCAGUUAAUUGCUGAAUUUGGCGGCGAGCGCAAGAUGAUGGCCCACUUCGCUAACAUUCCGGAAGAUGAGAUUAAGGGAAUGCGCAUGCCACUGUUGCAGUUAGCUGGAGACAAUAGUUUUACAGCCGCACAGGAAGUGGGUAUGAAUUAUGACUGCUCAUGGCCAACAUCCACUCGUGUCUGGCCGUACACUUUGGACUAUAAAUCCACUCAGGAAUGCAGUAUCCCACCCUGUCCCACAUCAAGCAUUCCCGGUUUCUGGGUGCAGCCUAUGGUUAACCUGAAGGAUAGUCAGGGUACCAUUUGUUCAAUGGUUGAUGCUUGUCCAAACAUUAAGGAUGACGUCGAUGAUGUGUUCAAUUUCUUGAAGAGCAACUUUGACCGUUCCUACGAGGGAAAUCGAUCACCGAUUGGCUUCUACAUGCACGCUGCAUGGUUCCCCCGCUUGCCAGAGCACUCCUUUGAAGGAUACCUUAAAUUUUUAGACUAUUUGCAGACCCUAGAUGAUGUAUACAUUAUCGGUGUAGAGCGCGGUCUUGAAUGGGUGCGUAACCCGGUGAAACUCGGCGAACAGCUAUGGCCAUCUUGCCAGCAGCCAGCCGAAGCGCCAUGCAAAGCCAAGUCUUGUCAAUUGAAGAAAGGAGAAGAGGAGCGUUACAUGACCCAGUGCCUCAACUCUUGCCCUAAAGUUUACCCAUGGUUGGGUAAUCCACUUGGAGAAGAAUAAUAGCUAGGCAUUGUUUUAAAAUUUGUUUCAUCACAAUAUAUCUACAUCAUUUUUUGUACAAGAAAAAUUCCUUAAAUGGCAAUCAAACAAAUUAAAUGUCAAGAGAAUUAAAAUAAUAAAAUACUUCAUAAAAAAACGCUGAAUCAGACUAUUGCUGAUCCGCGCUUUCGACGAUCAACAUAAUGGACUGCUGAGGUGCAUCUUGAGUGACGCCCCGUACGCAUUCUACCUGAUGGGACGCCCAAUCUUUACGCUGGCAGAAUGUAGAACAGUACGGCGUUCGUCUACAUAGGGAACACUCCGCUAACGCCUCACGAUUACAAUUCGCGCAUUUUUUAUGCGCUUCGUUAUCCAAUGCUGGCUGCAGGGUAUUAUCAUUGUCAGGUUGAAGCGCGGCGACUUGUGCUUCAACCCUCGCCGCCAGUACUGCGGCCUCUUUCUCGCGCUGGAACUGAUCGGAUUGUUUGCUGUGAAUACAUUUGAGUUCUUCAACGCCACGUUUGAAUUCAGCGGCGAGGCGGGUGAUUGCUCCGGAGAUUUCGGUGAGGCGUCGUAGGAUCGGCACCGGGUCGGAACCGGUUGUCUCCAUCAGGUACUCACUGGAGUCGAGGCCGUCGGUGAGACUCUGCCAGGCUUCGUCUUUCGUAAGAAUUCCAGGCUCGCCGUCGGACUCAUCGCCGCUCUCUUUCAUUUUUUUAUGCAUUGAACCUACAAGUAGAUUUCUUAUUCUUAUUUCUGUCAGAAAGUUGAAGAGAACUUACCAUCCAUCAUUUCCUUCCUUCUUUUUCUUUUGUAUGGUGUGAAUAGCCGGACUGGACCAGUUGCAGAUUCAUCAUCACAGCAUGCGGAACACGUGCAGCUCGUGGCAUGUGGUAGUAUGAUUCCUUCGUCAAUGAGAGUUUGCAAACUUCGGCCGCCAAACCGAAUGCUUCGUUUCCAGUCCUUGCUAGAUGCGCGACCGCAAAGUGCUUCAAAUUCGCUGGGAGUGUGCCAAGUGUUGCCUAGCUUGAUGCACCUACCUCGACCGCCGGAGCCGAAGCGAUUCUUGUGCAACUCCGCCGAGGUGUUCUUACAUCUCACCGGAAGAAUUGGCAGACCAGCAGCUUCGUUCCAUGACCCCACCGACGCGCUUACCGCCGCAGGGGUGCUGUUUCCACUCACAUCUUCUUGGAUGACGAUCGUUUUCAAGUCGCCGCCGGCGGCGUCCGUCGCAAUAUAGCCAUUAUUGUCCACGCAGAGCAUAGGCUUGAAGUGCGAAAGCUGCUCCUGUGUGAUGACGUUGAAGGUGGAGGUGAUAAGUGAGCCCACGGGCAGCGUGACGGGAACGCCGCCAUGGCGCACCGCCUGGAUUGUCACGCGUGACUUGUCGUCGACUUCGCCACCGACGCCCGCCGGCUGGUCGCCGCUCUCGCCGCCAUCGUGCUCGUUCGCAAGAUGUUCGGCUUCGGAAAUGUCCGUAAUGACGACGCCUUCCGAGCUGGGGGCUUCCAUCAUCGGCGCGUUCGCACGGCGCGACGCGAACACAAAUCGUCGUCGACGAUCGCAAGACGUUCGGGAAAUUCGUACACAGCCCACAAGUAACACGAGAACGUUGUAGAGGGACGCACUUUCACGAUGACUCCAUUGUUGGGGAGCAACAAGGCCCAGCCGGAUGUGUGUUGCGCUUGCAAGCGCUAAGGUGGCGUGCCGCACCGACGCGCAUGACGCGCGGGACAUUCGAAUCACUUUCAAAAAAACCACUACUGCCAUCUACCAAUUCGUAGCAAGUUAGGCAACCCAAGAAUGCAGCCAUAACACGCAUAUUACAAAUAUUUAUCACCUUUACUAUUGAUUUGAUAAAUAACAUGAAAUGAGACAUAAAAAUAUAUCCAGUUUAUUAAAUUGAUAGCAUAAAAGUCACUUUACACCCACAUUUGUAUCAUAAAAACAUUAAAAAGAAUUAAAAACAAACUUUUACAAGUUACAAGCUAGCGGACAUUUUCUUCUGGGACUGUAGCGCCUCAGCCAAUCUCUUUCCAAAGGAUUGAUCAACUUGUCCAAAGUUAGACACGGUUCUUGCCUGAAUGAAAUCAGCAGCAUCCUUCAAAUGACCAGCAAGGUUGUUGAUCAACCUGGUGCGCGCUGCCUCAUCGAGGACCUUCUGGUAGAAUACGCGUGGCUGGGAGAAGUUGUCGUCGUUGCCAGUAUCGUGCCUCUUAAUAUCCCCAGAAGCAUUAACAGUCGUAGCGAGCGACUUGGCCCUCGGGCAUUCAUUUGGACCAUCAAAGCUGUUUGGAUGAUAGUUGGGAGCACCACCCUGGU
Messenger RNA from Dalotia coriaria, 3477 nucleotides. It is a transcript of the gene Cda9, whose product is annotated as Chitin deacetylase-like 9. Bases 43 to 1176 code for a protein of 377 amino acids. The transcript has 5 exons. Gene Ontology annotation, molecular function: hydrolase activity, acting on carbon-nitrogen (but not peptide) bonds. NCBI's taxonomy places the organism in Eukaryota, Metazoa, Arthropoda, Insecta, Coleoptera, Staphylinidae. Gene Ontology annotation, biological process: carbohydrate metabolic process. The record is from RefSeq and is a predicted model, not a curated record.